Messenger RNA from Cololabis saira (Pacific saury), 1513 nucleotides. RefSeq names its product selenoprotein T, 2 (gene selenot2). Gene Ontology annotation, molecular function: thioredoxin-disulfide reductase (NADPH) activity. Gene Ontology annotation, biological process: cell redox homeostasis. The transcript has 5 exons. Gene Ontology annotation, cellular component: endoplasmic reticulum membrane. NCBI's taxonomy places the organism in Eukaryota, Metazoa, Chordata, Actinopteri, Beloniformes, Belonidae. The record is from RefSeq and is a predicted model, not a curated record.
GUGACGCAGCAGCCCGAGCCAACAUGGCGGAGUUCGGCGGCGCCGGCCUGACGGCGGCUCUGCUGCUGUUCUCGGCGCUGACUCUGAUGGACGUGUACGUGGGCAGGACGGGCCCGGGGGCCCGGGCCCCGGAGCCCGGAGACCCGCAGCCCGCAGCCCCGCCGCGGGGCCCGGAGCCCGGGGAAGGAGCCUACACCGGCCCGGUGCUGCGGUUCCACUACUGUAUUUCCUGAGGUUACAGCAAGGUCUUCCAGGAUUAUUCUCAGGCGAUCGGCCAGGUUUACCCCGACCUGCGGAUCCAGGGAGACAACUACCCCCCCACCCCCAUCAACAGGUUUCUGGGUAACUUCAUCUCGUACCUGAAGAUGUUCCUGCUGCUGCUCAUCGUUACCGGCCAGAACCCCUUCAUGUUCCUGGGCCUGGAAACCCCUGGAGCCUGGACCUGGGCCUGGACCUGGAGCCAGGACAACAAGAUCUUCUCCUGCCUGAUGGUUUUCUUCCUCUGCAACAUGAUGGAGACCCACUUCCUGUCCACGGGAGCCUUCGAGGUCACUCUGAACGAUGUUCCUGUUUGGUCGAAGCUUCAGUCCGGCUACGUCCCCAACAUCCAGGAAAUGUUCCAGAUCCUGGACACCCACCUGAAGAUCAACCAGGGUCAGGUGACCUUCCCUUAGAGCUCAGGUCACAUGACCUUCCCCUAGUCCUCUGCUGCGUUCAGGUUCCUCUCUGUGAUGCGUUCAGGGUCUGCUGGCGUUUAUGAAGGUUUGGUCUGAAAGCUAACUGGAUCCCACCGGAUGUCCCGCCACUGGACCGUCUGUCUCUGCACCAGGACUACCCACAAUGCACCAGGACUACCCACAAUGCACCAGGACUACCCACAAUGCACCAGGACUACCCACAAUGCACCAGGACUACCCACAAUGCACCUGUGAGCCCUCAGGACUGCACACUAUGUUGCCGUGGUUACCUGAAACAUUCUGUUGCCAUGGUUACCUGAAACACUGUUGCCAUGGUUACCUUCUUAAACAUUAAAGAUAAAAUAGUGAAAAUGUCCUUCGUAAAUCCGACGUGUUCAGAUGUUUGUAGUUUGUAGUUUAUUAGUUUGUAGUUUAGUUUGUAGUUUAUUAGUUUGUAGUUUGUAGUUUAGUUUAUUAGUUUGUAGUUUGUAGUUUAUUAGUUUGUAGUUUAUUAGUUUGUAGUUUGUAGUUUAUUAGUUUGUAGUUUGUAGUUUAUUAGUUUGUAGUUUAUUAGUUUGUAGUUUGUAGUUUGUCUUUCUCUCGACGUCUACAGGAAACAGGAAACAGGAAACAGGAUGUUUGGUAUUUUCUCUGUUCCUCCUGUUCUUCACUUGUGUUUUCUAAUGAGUUUAUUGAUUAUUCAUUUGAUCGUGUAUGUGAAUUAAAAUCACCAAUCUACAGCUGGAAGUUUAGUUUCUACACUGAAGUGGAACAUGGAUUUUUUUGAUUUUAUUUUAUUUUGUACAUGUAAAAACAACAAUUAAAGAGAAGAUAAG